Messenger RNA from Anopheles gambiae (African malaria mosquito), 2167 nucleotides. Its product is annotated as alkaline phosphatase. NCBI's taxonomy places the organism in Eukaryota, Metazoa, Arthropoda, Insecta, Diptera, Culicidae. The transcript is spliced from 2 exons. The record is from RefSeq and is a predicted model, not a curated record. Gene Ontology annotation, molecular function: alkaline phosphatase activity. Gene Ontology annotation, biological process: dephosphorylation. Bases 111 to 1826 code for a protein of 571 amino acids.
UUGAAAACUGAACCCAGUGCACCACAGUACGCCCUAGAGUUCAUAUCGGUGGCGUAAAUCGCGGCACCGUUUUAUAGUUGCUGUGUUUAAUCACAUUUUCAGCCGUAAAAAUGGCCAGCCUGGUGAGAUGUGCAGUGUAUUUGUUAAUAGCGCUGAGUGCAACCAGCCUCUCCGCAAGGGGAGAGAGCACUCCAAGGGAGCCAGGCCAACAGCAUCCCCGUUCUGAUCGGCGAGUCUUCCAGAGCGUCCCAAUAUACGAUAAGCAAGAGGAGGAAUCAGAAUACUGGCGCACCGUAGCACAGCGUUCGUUGCAGCAUCAGGCAGCACAUCCGAGGAGCGAACGCAAAGCAAAGAAUGUGGUGUACUUCAUCGGUGAUGGCAUGGGGCUGUCGACGGUCGCCGCCGCCAGGAUGUAUCUGGGCAACGAAAACAUGUACCUUUCGUUCGAAAAGUUCCCGUACUUUGGACUCGCCAAGACGUACUGCGUCAAUCGCCAGGUGGCCGAUUCGGCCUGUACCGCCACCGCCUACCUUUCGGGGGUGAAGAUCAACUACGGUAUGCUGAAUGUGGCGGCCAGCGUGAAACGGUCCAGCUGCGAGUACGAUCGCAAUGCGACCGAGUUUAAGGGUCUGCUCGAGUGGGCACAGCAGGCGGGCAAAGCGACGGGAAUCGUAACGACAACCCGCAUAACGCAUGCCACCCCGGGCGGUACGUACGCUAGCAGCGCUGAUCGUGACUGGGAAGAUGAUACCGAGGUGAAUAACGAUUGUCCGACGACACGGCAGGAGGACAAACCGGUCGAUAUUGCUACCCAGCUCGUGUAUGGUAGCGUCGGAAAGAACCUCAAAGUAGCGCUCGGUUGUGGACGUCGGCAUUUUAUUCCUGCCGACGUGAAGGAUGAGGACGGUAAGGCGGGCAAGCGCUCCGAUGGUGUGAACCUGAUCGAGGCGUGGAAGGAAGUGCAUGCCGACAUGGGUGAGGCACGGUACGUGUCGGACAAGAAGAGUCUGCUGGAGGCGGCCAAGAGCAAGAAGCUGGACUAUCUGCUCGGACUGUUCGACAGCAGCCACUGUUUGUACAAUCUGGAGAUCGACGAUCAGAAGCUGGGUGAUGUGAAACCGAAGCUGACGGAUAUGGUAGACGCGGCACUGUCCAUGCUGGAGGACAGCAAGCAAGGCUACGUGCUGUUUGUGGAAGGUGGACUGAUCGAUACGGCGCAUCACUCGAACCGACCGCGUCUUUCGCUGGAGGAAACGAAAGAGUUUCACAAAGCGAUCGAACUGGCCCGCACCCGCACGAGCGAGGAGGAUACGCUGAUCGUGGUGUCGUCGGACCAUAGCCACACGCUGAUGUACAAUGGAUAUCCGACCCGUGGCAACGACAUACUGGGCAUCGGGGACAUCAGCGAUAAGGAUGGUCUACCGUACACCACGCUCAGCUACGCCAACGGUGAAGGGUUCUACCAGACGUACGCCGAUGGCAACCCGUCCAAGCGGCUCGACGUAACCGGGUACGACUUUAGCGACUAUCGACAGCGCUAUCUGGCCACCGUGCCACUAUCAUCGGAGACGCACGGUGGCGAAGACGUCGGCGUGUAUGCUAGCGGCCCCGGUGCCCAUCUGUUCGGUGGCAGCACGGAACAAAACGUGAUACCGCUGCUGAUAGCGUACGCCGCCAACAUUGGCGAUGAGUUCGGGUGGGUGACGAGCACCGUACCGGACGAUGACAAUGCUGCCAGCCUGCAGUCGAUGUCUCAGCUUCUGCCCAUGUGUCUGGCGGUGGUUUGUGCAUUCGCCCGGCAGCUGUACCGGGUGGUGCUGGAGUAGCUGGGUUUAUCAUUAUUCCGCACCACCUGACGGGCGGUGCACUCCAAAGGUCGUACUAACAAUGAAAUCGGAUCUUGACGGCAGUCUUCCUGGUGUGUUUAUUGCUCGCAGGCCCAGGGUCGCUUAUUGUAUUAUCAAACAAUUUAGGGUUUGUGUGUUUUUUUUGUAUUCUGCGUGAUUCUCUAUUCCGAUGAGGCCCAUCGAGAAUGUAAUCGCCUACACCAUAGACUGUAUCUGAUCCUCUGCCCGAGUGUGGCAUUUAUCUCUGACAGUUUGAGCUUGAUAACGCUUGCGUUUUUUUGAAAUAAACCAAUCGCUUUAUGAGAGGGCAGCUAAACGAA